UCGUUCCCUCCACUCGCAGGAUUUUUCAUUCAACCCUCAGUCCAGGAUUCAAAACUUCUUACGGGAAUUUUUCUACGUAUUCCGAACGUAAAAUAUACUUCUCAAUAAAAUUCUGAAACCAACCACCUCUUGAGGUACAAUAAACAAUAAAAAUACAAAUCGUUCAUCGAGUCUGUAAAAUACUCCAGACACAACCGUUUGAUAAAUUCUCUCCUAUACAUUAUUUUAAAUUGCCCCGAUUAAAUCCCUCACGUUAAAAUUUCUUUCUACUUUUUAAUCACCCUCAUUAUUAUUGCACGACAAUUACAAGCGCAUGUCACAAUCGAUAACGCUUGCAGUCUCAAUGCACUCGUGUGAGUGAUAGCAUCAAAUUAAAUCGAGAUAUUACCACCGACAAUUAUCCCCUUGAAAUAAUAGUUGGAAAAUCCCUCCAUGAGCUAUGAAGAUACUUCCCGAGUACAGUUACGGUUGGAACAGAUUUUUUUUGAAUUUGGGUGGAUUUUGGCCGAAACGUCAGUCAACAUUCAUCGGAAAGCACUGGCCCUUGAUAAAUGCAGGUCUAGUUUUCGUCGUUAUAAUUAUUCCCCGAUUCGCCGCCAUGUCCCUAUUCUGGAAUGAAGUUGACGCAUUCGUCCAGUCUUUCACGACUCAAUUGGCAUUUAUGUCGGUGUUCUUCAAACUCAUAAUUCUGCAACUUGGAAACGAAGUUCUAGUCGAUCUGCUGUCAAUGAUGAGAGAAGACUUAUCCACGGAAUUGACUCAAGAACAAUUUGCGCCGGUGUUAAAAGCUGCUAAAUUCGGGAGAACAAUUUCGACAAUCGUGGGAAUGAGUUUCGUCUGCGUUGUAAUCACCGGUAUCAUCUCGCUGGUACUAUAUCAAUUCUGAUCCACCGAUCAAUCCCCUGAAGUAUUGGAACUUACAUCGAGUUAUUCACCAGAAAUUA
Molecule: messenger RNA, 944 nt
Organism: Fopius arisanus
Lineage: Eukaryota; Metazoa; Arthropoda; Insecta; Hymenoptera; Braconidae
Exons: 2
Coding region: 440-886 (148 amino acids)
Source: RefSeq, a predicted model, not a curated record